AUGGUAAUAUGUGCGUGUCUAGUGGCAGCAGCGUGGACAGCAGUUUCGGCUAUUGCACCUCCGCCGGCGGCAGGGACUCUCGUAACUGGGUUCGUGGCAGAAUGGGGUUUCAAGCAGCCUAUAUGUGGAAGACAGCUGUGCAAAACGCGCAUAGAUCCAGCAUUACGCCACAGUGACAGUUGGAAUGGCCGUAGCAAGUAUAGGCAAAGCCGAUCGAGCGUUAACAACAGCAGUAAUGACAUCCUAGGCGGCAACCGGUUACUUUUGUUUGGUGACGAUGAGCACGACGAGAUUUCACACGCAACAAAGGUGUCCGACAAUGGUGGUAUCAAGCAAACAUCCCAUCCGAGGAAGAAAGGCAUUGCGCCAGUCGGUGACGACAGCCCCAAAGUUGCCCUUUCAACUGAAGUUAGGGCUGAGGGAAGGUCACAGACCCGCCAAAAUUCCGAUUGGAAUGAUGCAGCAGAAAAACGCUCAGAAAGAGUGGACGAGCUGACAGUAGUGUACUCCAAGGGUUUACGUCAGAACAUUUCAGCGGUCGACCCGGGGCAUGCGGCUACCAAGCAUAAGACUACCGGUGCUCACGAUACGGCUAAACAGGCAGAUGCAGGAGAUGUACCCGAACCAGCGCAACAAGAAAAUGCACGGAAGCAUGGCAAUUCCCAUAAGGAGGUGCUUUACUCCCAGCUGUUACGCCUGUUUGAGACUGUCAGCCCCGCCAUGCAAAAAGAAAACACAGAUUUGUAUACGGAGUUACAUUCCCUCGUAAAAGACCUUGAUUGGAAUGCUUGGGAAGCGGCUGCAGCGUCUCCUGAUGGCAUUAAAGAUUUUUACAGUUUGCAACUCGGCAGAUACAAAUCUGUGGACUCGGGCUUCAGGCAAUGCCUUUCCGCACAUAUGAGCCGAUGGAAGGAAUGCCUCAAUACAACACCGCCGAUGGUGAGCAACGCGUUGAGUAAAUUGACGAAACCGCUGGGUAUGCAGCACGCCCUCGACGUUGGCGAAUUCCUUUUGUUGAUUGAUGAGCUUGUGGACAGAUACCACAAAAACGAGAGCGAACACAGAUGGAAAGUCUUAUAUGCACUCAAAGACUGGAUGGUGAACACCGCAGUUGCAGCGGUGGAUGUAGUGCUCCCUUUGAGACCCGCUGAGCGGCUUGUGGGAGCAUUAUCCUUCGCGAAAUCAGUGUGCAAGUGGAUUGCUUCCAAACUCAUGCGGCAGGAUGGGCUCAAUUUUUCCUUUAAUGAGUUCGGCUUGUUCAAGUAUUAUGAAAUGACAAAGUCAUACAUCCACGUUCCUGAUAGCGAUACGUGGCCUCAGGAUUGCCAGCCACUUGCUCCACCUGGGGGUGGCGCCUGGAAGCUGACAUUCCUCGGGACAGGUUCUAGGAAGACGUCGAAAACACGCGUGACAUCGUCCAUACUUUUUGCACGCUCUGGAAUGGAUCAUUUGUGGUUGUUUGACUGCGGAGAAGCAUCCAUAUUACGCCUUUAUGCAUCAGGGUACAGCGACAAGCGUGUGAAAAAAAUCUUCCUAACCCACUUGCACGGUGACCACUCUUUCGGCUUGUUCUCGUUCCUCAGCGCAGCUCCUAGCUCCACCCCGAUUGAAGUCUACGGUCCUUCUGGUACCGCCCAAUUUAUCGCAAACGUACUUUCAGCGACAUCAAAGUCGCAGAAGCUACGAUCGUUCGUCGUCAACGAACUUGUUACUCCCGGCCAUGAAACGGAUGCACAAAAUGAAAGAGAGCAGCUGGAGAAAACCUUCAAAAUAAACUAUAUAUACCCUGAUGGCAAUAUGCAUUACAUUGCUCAUGAGGAUGACACGUGUGUCGUCAAGGCCGCGCCGUUGGUCCACACCAUCAACACCGUGGGUUACGUUGUCCAGGAAAAGUUAGCGGAAGAACUGGAUAGCCCUAUGGGAUUACUUGAACCAACGUUGGUGGGCACAUCGUGUGUGAAUGACAAGGGUAGUGACGCGUCGGGAAACAUGAAUAAUGCAAAAAGGCCCCCGCGCAAAUUUGCCAUAUGCCAGGACACGGCGGACAGCCGGCUGCUGCAACCUUUGGCCAUGGACGCAGACGUUUUAAUACACGAAUCGACCAUCAAUGCGCCCAGCAACGCUGGUUCAGAAAUGUUGCUGCGGCUAACUAGGCACGUGUCGUCGGACACUAUGAAACGCACAACCAUGCGAAUGCUGGACCAGCUGUUGCAGACCGAAGAAAUGAAGUUUCAAAUGUGCCACAGUACAUUAAGUAACAUACAAUACUACUACAAUCGCAAGCUUCGCGCAUUGCGCGAUGUUAUACAGCACCAAGAAACGCUUGCGGAUGCGGUGGGCCGCCUCGAUGAAGCGCCGGCGGAUACAUUCCCAUCUCAGACUGCAGCUAUUGGAACUAAAUCCAAUACACGCAACGGCCAUGAAGUCCAGGAGAGGCGUACACCUACUUGGACAACUAUGGUCAGACAACUUAUUGGAGAGCUCAAGUUGUAUUCCGAAGCACAAUUUGCUGGGAUGAUCGUGAAUGACAUGGCACGCCUGGUUGCGCUUAUCAAUGAACUGAGCGACAUUUCUCCCGGUGACAAGGGCCAACCGAAGAGCCGUGUAAUGCAAACAAAUAUGCGCGCCUUGGCGGUUCAGCUACUAGAAGAACAAGGGGUCCAGGUGGACCGCAAUAUCGAGUUCACUGGGGAGGCUGACAGUUCAAAAGCCAGUCGCUCCAUAGAUCGCAUAACGCCUCUGAUAUUUCAAUACUGGUCCGAUGUUAUGGGUGUGCGCUUGCCAGUGCUUGAGCAUGACAAGUACGGUCGUCUCGAGUGGGAGAAGCUCUACAACGCAUAUGCACGCUUCAAUGGCCAUUCCACAUGCCUCCAGGCAGGCGAAUUCGCUUCUCGAAUUCGUGCUCGCAAGCUCAUACUCACCCACUUCUCGCAGAAUUGCCCAGACGGACAGGAAAGUGAGCACAUACUCACCAUGACCAGGAUUGCCCAUGCGGCAUUGCGUGGGUACCGCCGCCACCACGCCGAAAAGGAAGGCCGGAAACUCAUAGUGGGAACGGCGUGGGACACGUUCUCACUUACAAUAUAA
Molecule: messenger RNA, 3087 nt
Organism: Babesia ovata
Lineage: Eukaryota; Apicomplexa; Aconoidasida; Piroplasmida; Babesiidae
Product: Pb-reticulocyte binding protein, putative
Exons: 1
Coding region: 1-3087 (1028 amino acids)
Cellular component (GO): nucleus
Molecular function (GO): 3'-tRNA processing endoribonuclease activity
Source: RefSeq, a predicted model, not a curated record